AACUCUGUUCCUGACAGGUUUCUGCGAAUACAAAACACAGGGGAAGUCUCUAUAGACGACACAAUACAAGACAGUAAAAUAAAAUACAAUGGCUUAGUUUCAAAGGCAAGCUUCCGAAACCUUUAAACCAACCAAGCUUAGAUCAUUGCUUUGCGGCCAAUGCAUCUAAAAACAGAGCAUGCAUCGACCCUUCUCUCACCAAUUCCUACUUUACAGAAUUAAAGUACAUCUAGUUUAAAAUAUAGACUUCAGAUCUCACUGCACGUAUGUGUGUAUAUAUACAUAUUUAGCUUGCCAGGAUUGAUCAUUGGGUAUCAUAGAAUUGAAUUGAGGGGAAAUUAGAGAUCUAGAGACAGAAGAAAUUAAAAUGGAGGGAUUGAAGUUGAAGCAGCGGUCAGUUGUGUUAAUGGCAGUGCUGGUUUGUGUUGGCUUGGUCACGGAAGAAGCCAUGGCUGCUCAGUAUGAAGUGGUGUGGGAUCAAUCCACAGACUACAAUGCUUGGGCUUCUGGGAAAUCAUUCAAGGUUGGAGAUCAAAUUGUGUUCAAGUACUCACCGGGACUGCACAGCGUGGUGGAACUCGCCGACGAGACCGCGUACAAGAAGUGCGACAUCGGCAGCCCCCUGACCUCCAUGAACGCCGGCAACGACGCCGUCAAACUCUCAAAGUCCGGCGACCACUACUUCGCCUGCGGCACCCCCGGCCACUGCGGCCAGGGCAUGAAACUCAAAAUCACCACAGCCUCCGCGGACUCUUCCCCCAAAUCUUCCUCCAAGUCACCGUCUUCCACCUCCGCUUCCAAUUCCUCGCCGGCCGCUGCUUCUUCUGCCUUCGCCGUCUUCCCUUCCUCUACCGCGGUUCUGAUGGUUGUGGUAUCUGCGAUCUGCCUCGUUUUUCUGCCUUGAGAUCAGAUUGGGGAAGAAUAAGAUUUUUUUUUAAUUCUUUUUUUUUUUAAGAAAAAAAUAAUAAGAAUAAAUUAGUAUGGUGUUAGUGGCUGAAUUUUUUAAAAUACUUUUUUGUUGGGUUGUUUAAUUAAUUAAAGGAUUAAUUAAUUAUGGUGAUUAUGAUGGGGUUUGUUUGUACUUUGAAAUUUCUAUGUGAUUAUAUUUUAUGAUUUUAUGAUUAUAUUUUAUGAUUCGGAUAA
Molecule: messenger RNA, 1143 nt
Organism: Malania oleifera
Lineage: Eukaryota; Viridiplantae; Streptophyta; Magnoliopsida; Santalales; Ximeniaceae
Product: mavicyanin
Exons: 2
Coding region: 368-904 (178 amino acids)
Cellular component (GO): plasma membrane
Molecular function (GO): electron transfer activity
Source: RefSeq, a predicted model, not a curated record